Messenger RNA from Micropterus dolomieu (smallmouth bass), 2093 nucleotides. RefSeq names its product protein Wnt-7a (gene wnt7ab). The record is from RefSeq and is a predicted model, not a curated record. Lineage: Eukaryota; Metazoa; Chordata; Actinopteri; Centrarchiformes; Centrarchidae. The transcript is spliced from 4 exons. Gene Ontology annotation, cellular component: extracellular region. Bases 1 to 1026 code for a protein of 341 amino acids. Gene Ontology annotation, molecular function: frizzled binding; cytokine activity. Gene Ontology annotation, biological process: neuron differentiation; multicellular organism development; positive regulation of JNK cascade.
AUGAGCCAGAUAUAUAGCCAAGACCUGCGGGUAGCAGAGGAACUUGGCUUCUCCUCGGUGGUGGCCCUAGGUGCAAGCAUAAUCUGUAACAAGAUCCCCGGUUUGGCCCCCAGACAACGGAUUAUCUGCCAGAGUCGCCCCGAUGCCAUUAUCGUCAUCGGAGAGGGAGCCCAAAUGGGCAUCAACGAGUGUCAGUUUCAGUUCAAAAACGGGCGCUGGAACUGCUCUGCGCUUGGAGAGAGGACAGUCUUCGGAAAAGAGUUGAAAGUGGGCAGUAAAGAGGCUGCAUUCACCUACGCCAUCAUUGCAGCAGGGGUGGCACAUGCCAUCACAGCCGCCUGUACACAGGGGAAUCUGAGUGACUGUAGCUGUGAUAAGGAGAAGCAGGGUUUCUACAGUAAAGACCAAGGCUGGAAGUGGGGAGGCUGCUCGGCUGACAUCAGCUACGGCCUGGGCUUCUCCAAAGUAUUUAUCGACGCUCGGGAAGUCAAGCAGAAUGCAAGGACACUCAUGAACCUCCAUAAUAAUGAGGUGGGACGCAAGAUCCUGGAGAAGAACAUGCGACUGGAAUGCAAGUGUCAUGGUGUCUCAGGCUCCUGCACCACCAAAACCUGCUGGACUACACUUCCCAAGUUCCGCGAGCUCGGCUACAUUCUCAAGGAGAAGUAUGCCCAUGCUGUGCACGUGGAACCAAUCAAAGCCAGCCGCAACAAGCGCCCUAAAUUCCUCAAGAUUAAGAAGCCUUACUCUUACCGGAAGCCUAUGGAUACAGACCUGGUGUACAUAGACAAGUCACCUAACUACUGUGAGGCGGACCCUAUGACGGGGAGCUUGGGAACACAGGGCAGGGUGUGUAACAAGACUAUGAUGCAGCACAUCAGCGGCUGUGACUUGAUGUGCUGUGGCCGGGGAUACAACACACACCAGUACUCCCGCGUCUGGCAGUGCAACUGCAAGUUCCUGUGGUGCUGCUAUGUUAAAUGCAACACCUGCAGUGAGAGGACAGAGGUGUACACAUGCAAAUGAGAAUAUUUAUUGGAUGGUGUGUGUGUGUGUGUGUGUGAUGUUUGUUUGUGAACACGUGGGUUCAUGUCUUUGUGUUUUCAUGGACAAAUUGGAACAGAUAAACUUUACUCAUACGUAAUGAGGAACUACUGUACUGCGCAUACAGUAAUCUGAAGAUGGGGCGUCAUGGUUCUUUUGCACACAAAGCUCUUCACCCAUCUUCUUGGACUGUUGCCUUUGUUGGGCUGGCUAAACACCCUUAGGGAAAAACUGCACCCUGGCAUGUGGGACUGGGUGACCACGGUUGUGAGCCUAUGAAGCAAGAUGUCAAGACUUUAAGCUAUAUGGACAUGUUGUGACAAAUUGACUUUGCCAAUGCAAAUGAAUUAUGGUGGAUGUGAUUGCUGGGCAGGACACUCUGCUGUAGCUCUCACUCUGUGCACAGAUGAAAUGACACAGCCAUUUGGAAUAUUUAACAUACUGUAUUUAGAGAAUGAAAAUAAUUAAUAUUAAUUUAUUCUAUAAAAAACUACUGAUUUUAUCCAUUAUGGAUCAACAAUAACUAAAUGUUGGGAGGUUUUAGUUUAUUAAAACAAUCAAAACGUGUCCAUGGUUAACACACUGGAUUUGAACAUGCCUGGAAUAAUGCGUGUUUUAGAAUAUUGUUGCAGAUGAAACUGCUGUAGGCUACUCACAUUAACCUUCUGACCCUCUCAUGACUUUGUCUUCCCUCUGUUUGCUGCUAGUCUAGAGAAUCCAACUUGUUGAGGUAGAAGGCUGUGCGCUCUACUGACUGUCUUCAAUGGCAUUGCUUACUUCAAGCCGAUUUAGCUUAACAGGACUUAUUCACUGAUCUAAAACAUGGGCACAUUUUCCACUUUUGGUAAAUAUUGGUUAAUAGAGUAUAUUUUGUAAAAGCCUAUUUUUAUAUGAAUGUCUUAUUUAUAUCUUUUGCAUAUUCAUUGUCAAGUCCCUGACACCUGUUCUGAAAUCCUUGUGAAAAAAAGCUGAUAUAUGUAAGUUGGCCCCUGCUGUCACUGCCAUAGUUGUAUAUUGUAAGUGAUAGAAACUGUUUAUAUGUGUCUGUG